Messenger RNA from Cladocopium goreaui, 3553 nucleotides. NCBI's taxonomy places the organism in Eukaryota, Dinophyceae, Suessiales, Symbiodiniaceae. The record is from the annotation of a GenBank genome assembly.
CCCCAUGGAGCUGCAUGCAGACAGCGAUCGGCCUGAUGAGACGUUACAGCGACUUAUAUUGCCUUGCAGACUGCUUGGGGAAGCUCUCGCCCAAGAUGAUCAGUUUCUGAGUUUGGAAGAGACCUGUGCACCAGGUGCAGGUAGCGCAGACUAUGAUUUCAGACUUCCACAGUUUGCCUUGGAUGCUGCAGGAACUUCUGGUUUGCCAUCUUCCCUCGGCUUUACGCAGCAAGGGCUCCUGCCUGAGAUUCAACGCCUUUGGCGUUCCUUCGACUCGAAGAUUGUGCUCUGGAAAUAUGAUGAUCCUGGGGUGCAGGAGGUCACAGAGUACACUGGAGUCUCCGAGGCAGUGGUGGCCGCAGCCAUUGCACAUCCCAAGGAAUUCGUGCAGAGCAUUGAUUAUUUCCUGGUCCUGGCAACCACUUUGGAAAUCUCACUCCAUGCCCUGCGCUUCGCUCCAGGAAGCAAUCGCUUGCUCCCACCCGUGCGCACGCAAUUUUCAGUGGCCAGUGAUGAUAUUUCCAUGAAUGCAGUAGUUUGUGAUCCCUCCAGUGGACGCAUUUUUCUUGGAGGCCGAGAUGGGUGCAUCCAUGAGCUUCAGUACUUUGAUGACUCUCGAUGGAUGGGGAGGAGGAAGUGCCGCAAGACUGCUGUGAGUUGGAAUUUGCAGUCCCAACUGCCUGCGGUCCUGCAGCGGGUUUGUGUUGCCAUUUUUGGACCAGCGGAAGCUAUAGUGCAACUCACCAUCGAUGUAUCCAGAGGUUUGCUUUUUGCAUUGUCGUCGACCAGCAUCACACUCUUUCAAAUUCCUCCCAGCCAAAGAGAUGCAUCUGGACGCUUAGAGGAGAAGCCAGUAGUUCAAUUGUGCUCUCUCUCGCAAUCAGCCAUUGCAAGUGAAGUGGGACGGAUCAAAGCACGGCUAUUUCCUGGAUUGCUUCCAGUGGGCUCCAGGGGUUUGAGCUCCUUUGGUUCUGGCCUUGUUUCCGCAGCCUUGCCUCCAAGAUUGAUCAAAGUUUUGCCUGUUGAAAGGCCGGCUGGGGGAAGCGUCAUUGCAUGUGUCGUGGCAGAGGACGGUACUCGGAUUUUCCUCCGUGGAAACCUUCGAAAUGUGCCGCAACAAGGUGCUGAUGCCACAUCUGCAAGAGCUGCGCGGCCCAGCAUCACAUCAAUGACGGUUCAUCACGUUAGAUUCUUAGAUGCAAAUGCUCCAAAGGAGCUUCAUGUGAAAGAUGCCUUGUGGGAGAACGGCGUCACGCUCUUACAGUGUGACCUUCCAAGUCCAGAGGGUCACAGAGAAGCAGUUCUUGCCUUGAGCGCUGAUUUGCGGGUUGUGGCCCAGCGCCAGGGCCGUGGACGGUCUCCGUGGGUGAAUGUAGCUGGCACAGCUGAGCAUGUGGACACCAUCAGUUUGACCCAGGAAACUGAAUUGCCCCAGAUCUAUGCGAUGGCUGCUUUGCCCGCUCCCAUCUCCAAGCCAAUCCAGCAGUUCUUCUCUGCUUCACAUGGAUUGAUUUUGCCAGUGGUUCACCUCAGUGAAUUGGCCAAGCAACAGCUGGUGGCUGCACCCCGUUUUAUGAUUGUCUCCUCGAUUGGCGCUCACGUGCUGCGGAGGAUACAGCCGCUAGAUACUUUGCGAGAGCAUCUUCUAGGUGGCCAGCUGCCAGCCCUGCAGGAUUUUGUGGGUCAAUACACAGCAGAACAGGCGUGUGCUUUGCUGUUCCAAGUCCUGACUCAAGCCAUGCCCAAGCUGAAUGUACAGCCAGGACCCGACAAGUCAACCACCUUGUCCGGUCGCAACAAGCUGCUUCGCAAGGAUCAGCUGGGAGAAUCCAAGACGGGGCAGAUGGGGCCGAUGGGGCCGCAGCUGGUUGGCACCAAAUUGCAGGACCCCUCUGAGGAGGUUUUGCUGUUACGAGCUGAGAAGCUCUUGCUGUCUCCUCUUGCCUUUCAAAUGGGCUUUUCACAGGCCUUGCCAUCAAUUGAUGUGGGCCCAAUGCGUGGCCAGCCACCAUUUCAGAUGGGAGGCUCUUCUUUGGGGUACUCUGUGUUCCAAAGUGCCACCCAGUUGUCUGCACGGAUGCGUGGAUUGUACCUCUAUUUGAGCCGACUACUGAGGCCAGUUUGGUUAUCUCAUGUGAUGCAUGUGGCCUGGCCAGCUACGGAGAAACCCAAGAGAAAGCGAGAUGACUGGUGGCCUCCCCCACCAGACCCGCCUCCUAUGGCCAAGGGUGCCCAGUGGCAAUGUGGCUUCUCCAAGUCGCAGCGUGGCUUUGCUCGUUCGCAGUUGCUGUUGUUGAAAUCAGCUCUGGAUCGAUGUUUGCCACGCCUGACCACUGCAUCCAACCCCGUGAGCCCUGAAGAUUUGGACUCUGCCAAUGGUGCUUUACAUUUGGUGACUGCAUCUGUGGAGGCACUCGAUUUUCUGGAACUUCUCUCCGGCUGCACGGCUGCAAUGGCUUCUGGCUCCUGUCCAGCUGAGACGUUGCUGCGCUUUUCUGAGCUGACUUUCAGGGAUUUGGUUUGUCAACCAGAGGCCCGCUGCAUUCUCCAGGGCCUGAUGCAAGCUGGCAUUGUGGCUUGUCGGGAUUUGUCCAACUGCCCCAGCCUUUUCAGCAAAGCUGCCUUGGAGGUGCAGGAGGCUUAUGAGAUCCUCAAAGCAGUUGAGUCUAGCUUGACAGCGGUCAACAGCACCUUAGAAAUUGCAAGGUUGAGCCAUUUCACACAUCGAGGUUUGGCGAUCUUGGAGCGACAUGCUGCACACAUCGACCUGAUGGAGGCAGCCUCCAGACUACGAGCAGUGGGCGCUUGUAAGGGCUUGAUCUCGCUAUGCUCCGGUGUGGCCAGAGCACGUGAUCCAAAAGAUGAGUCUUUGAGGCCACAAGAUCCAUCCAACCCACGCAUCCAACAGUUGCACUAUGCGCGUUUGGAGUGCUACCAGGUGGUCCUUGGAAUCCUGGACGAUGUCUUGUCCUUUGCCCGGCAACGUGGGCGCCUGCAAAGCAGCUUUGCGUUGCCACCUGGUGGGCCGCAUGUUGAGUUGCCAGAACUCUUGCCGGCCAGAUUGUCGGAAUUUGAUGCUAUACCUAUUCUGGAUGGGCUUCUCCGGCAUUGUCUGGAAGGACACCGGUAUCAGGCAGACGAACUUUUCCACUUUUGCAUUUUGAAGUGGAUGAUGCAAUCAGGAUUGCCUCCGUAUCAGUACAAAUCCCCAUACCUGAAGAACUUCUUGCUGGUUCAUGCCAAAGAUCAUCCAGAAUUGCACUGCAGAUACCUUCAGCACAAUGGUCAGUGGGCAGAGGCUUGUGAUGCAUACAUCUCCCUGGCCCGGAACGCUGAGUUGAAGCCAGAAGGACAAGAUGAUCGAUUGCUGAUGCUUCAGAAUGCAGCAAUCUGUGCAAGGAUGCCGCGCUCCAAUCGCAAGGUGGAGCCGAUCUUGAGAAUGAUGUCAGAAACUGCGAGACAAUCCCAAGAAUCCUAUCCAAUUGCAUCGAAUCGCAAUUACUAUGAAGCUUUCAGAUAAAAAUCAACAGUUAAAGAGAAAUUUGGAUCUGAA